This is a messenger RNA of Cinara cedri, 12638 nucleotides long. Lineage: Eukaryota; Metazoa; Arthropoda; Insecta; Hemiptera; Aphididae. The record is from the annotation of a GenBank genome assembly.
CGUAGUUCCGGUAUAAAAAAAAAAAAAAAAAAUAAUAAAAAUACGUAAGCGACGGCGGGCGUAAACGUGUGCCAUGUGGACCGCGGAGAGAGACAGACGCGGCGCGGUGACGGUGUUUGGCGAUACAUUUGGGCGGCGGCCAAUGGGAACGCGCGAAAUAAUCGCGGAGCGAGACACGACCACAGUCCGUCCUUAUCAGUUUCUCCGCAAACAUCGGCCUCGGCCCAGACGACGUUCUCGUUCUCUACGGCUCACCGCGCUAACGGCGUGUCUAGACUUCACUCUACAUCUCUGCCUCAGAGAUAUAUAGAUACGGCGGAUAUUGUGAUAUAUAUAAAUAUAUAUACAUAUAUAAUAAAUAUAAUUAUAAACACACGUACGUGUAAGUGAUUUGUUAUAAUUUUCAGUGUUGUAUUUACGAACACACGUUUUAAUAGUAAUUAACGAGUGAUAUUAUAAUGAUCACGUAGUAAAUUUUGUAUUGUAUAGUGUUUACUGUAUACGCAAGUAUUUUUCUGUAAUACAAUAGUAAUAAUAAUACUAAUAAUUGAUAUUACGCCUUUGCCAACGAUUUCGAUUGGAUUUGAAUAUCGCGAAAAAUUAUACUGUAAUGAAAGAGCGGUCCGGAAGCUCGUUGACGAUGAUCUCAUUGUUGUGCCGUUCGCGGUUAACUUUACGGAUUUUCUGACGUUACGCUUUCAUGUAUUACUGCCAAACAUGACAUGUUAACCUCACCGAUACGGAGCUAUGGUCAUGCCAGUGUGGAAGCUUUGGACUCGUUUGCACUCUAAUAAAUCUAGAGGUAAGUUGCAGUAUUGCAACAUCAAAUAUAUAGUGAUGUUCGAUUACCUAUAUUCUUUAUGAUAAACAAAUCGAUGUUUUGUAGGGCGAAACGAUUGUGAAGAUGAUACGAUUCAAUUGGAUUUGGUAUCUAGUAAGUAGCCAUUCAUAGUAUUAAUGACUGUGUCCAGUAUAAAUAGAAUAUCAAUAUUUCCAGAACCCAGAGAGUCGUUGAAAAGGAUACUGUCUAAUUUAAUUCAAACCCAAGGGUUAAACGAUACUAAAAAAUUAUGUUCAUUGAAUGUACUUGUCAAACUUUUAUUGUCAGUAGACUCAAGUGAAAAUUGUAGUGAAAUAUUUGGUUUCUCUAAAAAUGACAUAAUGUGUUGGUAAAUAAUAUAAACAUUUAUUUGACAUAAUAUAAUUUUGUUAUAUUACCUAUGACAAAAUUGAUAGGUAUGAACACAGUGUGUCAUGUUUUUGUUCAAUAUCUUCCACAUUUAGCUUACGUUUUAAUUCUUCACUACUAUCUGCAAUACUAAUGCCAGCCAAUAAGAAGUGGAGAAAUUUGAGAAUAGGUGAAGUGAAGAAAUAUUUUAGUGGGCUGUGCCUAUCAAAAAACUGUGAUCAUACCUAUCCAUCUAUUUUGUUAUGUCUUACUAUUAUAAUUUGGGAAUUUUCGGUAGUUGAAUAAUUGUAUAUGUUUACUGUGUAGUCUAUAUUAAAUUAAUAAUUUCUAUUUACUGACCUAUAUUAAUAUUUUCAUGUUACAGCCUUACACCAAGUUUGGUAAGUGAUAGUUCUGAUGUCCGGGCAGCUGGUUUAAGGGCAAUACGACAUUGUAUUCAACAGUCAGAAGACGUAAUUACUUUAGUACGUUUGCGUUUAACAAUACUAAUAUGCCGGUAAAUAAUCAAUUUAUUUAAAUGUCUAUUAAAUCUAGUACAAUGUUAUUAAGUGAAUCAUGUAUUAUUUAAUCCUUAAAGAAGUUUAGAAUUACUGCUUGAUAAUGAAAACGAACGUUUACAAGCAUUAAGGAUCAUUCGUAAAUCGUGUAUUCUUUGUCCUCAAGAAUUUCCUAGUGCAUUCACUCAUUCUUUGACUGCUAUUGCAAUGUGUUCACAUGGCCCUACUAAAGAUCAAUUACAUAGAGCUUGUGUUGCUACCCUUUGUGAGUUAUGUAAGUAUUGAUUUAUCUUUUUGUACACAAUUUCAUUAAACAAAUUCAAUUGCAUAAUAACGUAAUAUAUAUUAAAAUUUAAUUUUUGAAAUAGGUUUGUUGAAUCCUCAAGCUUUUGUAAUUGGUUGUGGUAUGAAAGCUUUACGACAUAAUCUUAUUACAUCUGAAUUACCUUUAAGGAUGGCAGAAUGUGUCUUAGGAACUUUACUUUGGAUGUUAAAUAAUCCAGAUACUAGGAAAUUAGUGUCAUUUGAUUUUGGUCAACUUGCUUCAACUUUCACAGACUUUAAUCCAAAUACGAAGUAUGCUAUUUUAUAAAUCAAUUUGUACAAAUUGUAUUUAUUUUUAGUUACAUUUUUAGGUCAAAUGAGAAAAAAUGUUUAGCUGAAACAGCACAUGGCACUUUAGUGUCUCUACUGCGCUCUUGGAUUGGUGUUUUAUAUUUCUGUGACCCAUCGAAUGACCGAUCAAUAAGUGGGUUAUCUUCUAUUGUACAAGCUUUGCAUGUUCAAAAUUCUUCUACUAGAGUAAGUCAUCAACUUAUCUGAUUUUUAGAAAAAGAUAAACAUAAUACACAUGUAUAUAUUUUUAGAUUGCCAUAAUAAAUUUACUUCGAGAAAUCCUUGGUUUUUGCCCUGCUGAUUGGAUAGAUGAUGUGGAUACUGCAAUAGAAUCUAUUAAUCCUUAUAAAUAUCAAGACAAAUUUAGUCUAAAUAGUGGAUAUAUUUUUACAGAAGCAAUAGAUCUUAUACCUAGUUUAAGUAGUAAAAGGUAUGUUCAUCACUUUUUUACACCUUUAUAAAUUAAAUUAAAAUUAUAAGUAUAAAAUAAUUAUGCAGUUAUUUCAAUUAUUAUUUUCAAAUUAAUUUUUUUCAGGGUAAAUUUAGUUAAUCUGCCUCAAUCUCUUUUAGUAAGUUGUUUGUUAGAACUUAAACUAGAUGAAGCUCUUGUUCAAGUAAUACUUACAUCUGAUAAAGUUCUAUCCGUACAAUCAACAAUUCUUCUUGGUACUUAUUACCUCUUAUUAAUAAAUAAUAUGACACUAAAAACAAUAAUUUAUAUUUGACAUUUUUAGGAGAGUUCCUUCAUCUAGCAGAUAGUAUAGUUCCAAAUAAUAUUAAAUCAUCACUGUCUGAUUUAGUUGCAUAUGCUUUAGAAGGUCGACCAUUAUUGAAAUGUAUUAAUUAUAAUAGUAAUAAAGUAAUUGAAGAAUUUGAUCAAGUACUAUGUUCAUCCGAAGAUCGGUUGAUGUUCUACCCAGUCAUUACUGUUCAACCUGAAAAGUCUGAAAUAUUUAUAGGAGAUGAUUUAAAAAAAAAUAAUGCUAUGACUGCCAUUUCUGCUUUGGCUAAAUUAUACAAAACACUAAACCAUGAACCUACUCCAGCUACCAUUGGCUUAUAUCAUGCAAUGAAUUUAUUUGGUAAAAAAGUUAGUAUGCUAAGAUAUGUGGCACUUAAGAAAAAUUCAAAAAAUAAAGGAACCCAAAGUGUGAUAACUAAAGAAUGUGAAGACUUUGUCAAAGAAUCUGGAGUUUUAAUUGUUAAAGACUCAGUAGCUUGGAAAUGGGAUCCGAUACGUUCUGCUCUCAAAGUAAAUGUAUAGUUUGGUCUUUUUUAAAAUUUAUAACUUCUAUGAUUAUUAUCCAUAAUUAUUUAUUUCAGACAAAAAUUAAAGAUGUAAACAAAUUGGACGAUAUCUGUUACAAUUUAUUCAUCCAAAGAUUAAUUGAAUAUUUUAAACCAUCAUCUAAAAUGUAUGGUGAUGUUGAACUUAGACCAGAAGUUCUUCCACUGAACUUAUUUACAUUAGCGUCAUUUGAUUUAAUUGAUGAUUUAAUGGAUGCUCCAAAUGUAAGUUAUUUAAUAUCCUUUAAGUUAGAUUUAGGUUCAUUACAUUGUAUACAUUAAAAAUAAAAAAAAGGUUUCUUUGUUACACAAAGAAUAUUGUUGUAUUGUGUAUUUACUGUUUUAAUAAUGUUAAAUUAAACAUGUUUAAUUUUAUGAAAUUAAUAAAUAUUGGUUUUAUUUCACUUAAAAUUCAAAUAUAACUUUUAGAAAUCAAGAACUUCACAUACUCGUGUAAUAUAAAUUGUUGUUGUACAUUAAAUAUGUCAAGGUUUCCUAAAUGUACUUUUUAUUCAUAAUUUUCGAAAUUGAUUAUUUACUAUGUAUCUAUUGGUAUAAUUUUAUAUUAGGUAUGAUUAUAGAUUAAAUAAAAUAACAAUGUAUUUUUUAUCUACUAAGUUCAUACUAUUUUUUAACAGGAAAGUGGAGAAUGUUAUCUAAAUGAUCUACUGACUGAUAUUCAUGCACAAUUAGAAGCAUUAACGUCUUCCAAUUAUUCUUAUAGUUGUUAUUUAAAUCCUCAACGUUUAUCUGUGACAUUGAGUCAACAUUAUUUUCUAAUGCUUGGACGAAUAAGCUCUACUGAAAGAGGACGCUAUUGUCUAGAUAAAACCAAAAUUUUUCCUUUGUAAGUAAACUUUUAAUUAUAUAUUCUAUGUUAAUAUUAAUGUAUUUAAAUUGUUUUAUAAUGUUUUAAAAUUUUCUAUGUAAUACACAAAUGUAUUAAAUAAAUAUUUUUUUUUUCUUAGAUUAUUGAACAUUGCUGUAAAUACUAAUAUAUGUUGUUAUGUCAAGCUCAUUAUCUCUUGUUUAGAUUACACUACAGAUUCAUUUCCAAGGUAAUAAAAUAAAUUGUGAUUCUAUAUUCUAUUAUGAGUUUAUUACAAUCAAUUUUAGACUAAUAAUUAAUCAUUAUUCAAUUAUCAAUUACUUUGAUUGCAAUAUGAUCUCUAAUCUGGAUUUAGUAGAAUUAAGACAGCAAUAUUUAAACAUUGUAAAUCUAUUGAAUUAUUAUCAGAUCAGACAAUCAAUCUGAUUUUUUAAUCUGGGGCCAUGAUAUUACUGUUACUUUUGUUUAUUAAAUUAUAGUACAUUAUACAUUUUUUGUUUUUAUAUUGAAUUAUUGUGAAGUAUAAUUAUUAUUAAACUAAUAUAUUUUAUAUUUAGAGUAUUAUUAGGACGUGUUCUUUCCUGUUCCCAACAAAAAUCUCGAUUAUAUGCUACACGUUUUUUACGUGUACUUUUACGAUUCAAUGCCCACCGUGCAGAAGAUGUAGUGGCAACUGGUUUUUGGAUACUUGAAUUGCUCAUAUCCCAAACUUCCGAUGAUAAUUCUGUUGUAUCUAUGGCUGCUCUAGAUGCUCUUGAUGAAGCUUGUGACUAUAAUGUAUAGUUAAAAACUACAUAAAUUGACCAUGAAAUACAUAAUAUAUAAUUGUUUUAUAGGAUUAUUUGAUAAUGUUAAUUGGAUUGAGGCCAAACAUUAUUCAACUAGGAGACAGAGGAUUACUAUUACUUGUACGGUUUUUGUCAAAUAUUGCUGGUUACAAAUAUUUGUCUGAAUCUGGGUUUGUUACUAGUCAGUUGUAUAAUUGGGGUACCAAUUUCAAUUUUAGGUAGUAUUUAAUUAAAUAAUAGUAUGAUAAAUAACUUAUUGUAACUUGUUGUUAACCUUUUAUUUUUAGGUAUGUUUUAAUAGUUGAAGGGGAAGUACACAAUCAAUUGACCCUUCAUCAUCGUCAUGAAGAUGGCCACUUUAAAACUAGACUUGCUAGUGACAUGUCAAGAAAUCAAAUUCCUAGUAUUUGUUUACCAGCACACCUUUAUUCUCAAAUGGCCGCACAUGAUAAUGGAUUUCAAGCAGUUGUCGAUGAUAUUUAUUUUCAAAUAAUGUUUCAAUUAGUUCUUAGUCCUACCAAUGAAACACUUAAAGAUCAAUUAAAUUUAAAAGCAGCUUUGUGGGCUGUUGGCAAUUUUGGUAGUGUACCUCAAGGAGCUUGUUAUUUGUCUAACAAAGGUGUUUUGGAAGCCAUGUGUACAAUAGCAGUUUCAUAUCCAGUUUAUUCAAUACGAGCAACAGCUUUUUAUGCAUUGGCUUUGAUUAGUUCAAAUCGAGCAGGAGCAGCUCAUCUAAGAAAUUUAGGUUGGAAUGUAUUGAGUAGGGUUCUUUUAGAAGAUGAGUUUUAUAAAAUUAAAGACCAACGAACUGAUUCUAAUUUAGUAUCUACACCUUCUGAUAGUUCGCAAGUAUGUAUUUAACAUACUUAAAAUUAUUUAACAAAUAUCCAAAAAUAAUUAAUAAUGUUUAAUUUUCAGGGCCUUGUAAGUGACUGGGUAGAUGAUGUUGUUUGGGAUCCAACUGCUCAAGGUUCUGGGAAAAAAAAAUGGUCAACUUUACCUUCAAACUGCGCUUCUUGGUCUCGUCAACAAUACCACUUAAGAAGUAUGAGCGAAAGUAAAAAAAAUGAUGAUAACCAGCACUUGGAACUAUCUAGCUCUCCUCCUGAGAAUAUGUUAGUGUUUUUAUUUUUCUGAAAAUGAAUACCAAAUAUUAUAAUCGUAAAAUAUAUUCUAUGGCUUGUUUUAUUCAGGUAUGCCAGUUUUCGGGUAAGGUCUGACAGUAAUUGUACAGUAGACAGUAGUACUAGUGGAGUAAGUUCUGGUGAAUCAGGAAAUUGUACCCGCUAUACAGAUUUUAGUCUUUACCAGUAAGUUUGUUUUUUAUUUCAUGUUAAAAAUUAAACCUUUUUUUAAAUACAUGAAUAUUUUAUUAUAUUUAGUGAAAGAUAUCAAACAUUAAGUCCAAUACCAAGUUCAAGUUCUUUGUCAACUAUCCAUCAUCAAUCUCCUUCCAAAAUAUCUACCUCGGAAGGUAAUUUUUACUAGUUUAUGUUUGAUAUUUCCUAUUGAAAUAUACAUACUAUAUGCAUUCUAGGUUCUAAAUUACCAAGAAGAAAUUCUUUUGGUUAUAGAACGUUAAAAAUGAUACAGAAAGGUAUGAGUCGGAAAAGUAGUUCUAAAAAUAUGACAACGCAGUGUCAAUCGUCAGCAGCUGAUAUGUUUGACAUGUUGGCUGAACAAGAAAUGGAUAGAAUGUCUCCAUUAAUUCGACCUAGAGAAUUUAGACAAUCGUUCAGUACAGAUUAUUCACCGUAAGUACUAAGGGUACAUUGUGUAAAAUGUAAUAUUUAUAGAAAAUUAGAUUAUACUUUUUUUAUUUUUUGUUCAUAGAUUUGAUCCUGAAUCUGAGAGGAUUUCUCUUAACUCCAAUAAAGGUUGUCAUAAUAUUAUUAAAGGUAAAUUAGAUAAAUUUAUAUAUUUUUUUUAUGGAUCUAAGUAUUUAUCAUAUUUUAUGUUGAUCUUUAGAUCAGUAUAAUGAGUUAAGUUAUGGCGGAAUUGCUUUACCAUCUGAUCUUGGUAUGAUUUUUUCUAAUAUUGAAAAAGAAUGCGGAUCUGUUCCUACUCCAGCUACACCAGAUUGUGAAGAUUCGUCUUCUUGUUUUAAGCAUUUAUCAACUGGUAAAUAUGUGUUUUAUUUUUGUUUUUGAUCAAUAUUAAUAGUUAAAAGAUAUUUGAUUUUAAUAAUUAUAAUUAAGGCAUAAUUUGUUAUUGAACCAGUUGGUGAUCAGUAUCUGAUUACAUAAGUUAUAUUUCUAAUGAGCUUCCAAAAUUUGAACCUAGAAGAUUUCAAAUGAUUUUGAUUUUCAAGUAGUGAAAAUUUCAUUGUUGAAAGGAAUUUUUGGAAAAUGUAUAAUGUAUUCAAAGUUUAAUUUUACAAAAUGUAUUUUUUAACUUUAGGUUCUGAAGCCCUCAGUACUGAUGAUUCAGAUACUGAAGAAGUUAUAGCUGAUCCUUUACCUGUUAGAAGACAACGGAGUCACAAUCGUUCUAUGUGUAUGUUAUGUUCAGUUAAUGAGCAUAGUAAUCGAACUGCAACACGUAAUAGAAAAGUAUCAUCUAGUUCCCUUAGACGAUGUCGAACAGGUAUAUUUAUUGAUUUUAUUUUCUAUACACAACAAACAGGUUACAUAUCUGAAUUUUAACAUUUUUAUCUAGCUAAAAUUAUGAAAAUUUGAUAAAAUUAUCAAAAAUUUAAUUAAAAAGUAUUCUUUAAUUUUAGAGACUGAAAGUAGUUACGGCAUGGGUGUUGAAGGAGAAAGCCCAAUAUUAUUACCAUGGCAACACAAUAAGUCUUCAUGUCUUCAUGAAGCUUCAGGUUUUGGUACUGGGAGUAAUGAAAGUGGUGCUAGUUCUGAUAUCAGCAGUAAGUUUAACAUUUAAAUUUAAAUAAUUUCUAUUAUUAUUGUUAUUAUUAAUUACUAUUGACAAUUAUCUAAUGAAAAAAUAGUUUAUUUCUUUAUUAUUAUAUUCUUAUUGCAUCACUUGACCGAUUAGUAUGUUUAGACUUGUCUAAACUACUAAUUUUGUCCAUGUGUAACUAACACAGACAAUCUCCUGUUUCAUUUCCUUAAUGAAACUGUCUUUGUUGUUUAAAUUAAUAAUUAUGCCAACCUAAAGUGUGUGAACAUGGUGGAGAUUAACAAAAUGCUCAAUGAGUAUUAGUUUCCUAAUAUUACAGAAUCAAUUGAAAAUUCAAAUUUCCACUUAACUGAAAAUUGUUAUGCUUGGAUGAUUUUUAUAUUUAUAUUUUGUUUGCUCAUGUUUUUUCAGUGAAGUUACUUAAUCAUAAAAUUAAAAAGAUAUUUGUUAAAUACAAGGUAGUUAAAAACCUAUGUAAACUUCUAAAUGUGUGCAACACCAGAAAGUUAAAAAUUGAUAAAAAAUUGCACAUCUAUUGUUGAAGUAACUAAAAUGAUUAUAAUAACUUAAAAUCGAAUUGAAAACUGGCGAAUGUCUGGAAAAUAAGUAACGUCCCUAAAUUAGUUAUAGUGAAAGUACUCGGAAAGCAUUGACAUAAGAAAACUUGUUAAUAAACUCUUCUUCUUCUGAUAUGUUUAUCAUUAAUUUGGGGGUUGGCCACUUUGGUUUUAAUUCUUCUCUGGGCUCCAUUUUUUUUUUUAUCAUCAAUACUUAUCCCGCAGUCCUUAUAUUACCACUCUAAAUUAUCUAUCUAAUCACUCUAUAUACUCCUAUAUACUUAAAGUACUUGACGUCUUUUCUUUAUUAACUUGUAGUUAAUUAAUUUAGAACACACAGAUUUGUAAUAAUACAUCAUAAGAUGAUCAGUUCAAUUUUCAUUGGUAACAUCAAUUUUAUAGUCUUGUUUUUUUUUUAAAUCUACAACUUGUAAUACUCUAGCUUUGUUUAAUCAUAGUAUGAAUUGUAGAUUGUAAUAAACACAAAAAAACAUAUCAAAAUUAAAAAUUAUAAAUAGGUCUAGUGCAGAGGUCAACUUUAGCAGAUAGAAUUACCAAAAGUCGUUCAGCCCUGAGACGAGAUAUAUUGAAACUCGUUGAACAAUUACCAAAUCCUGUUUUGUACAAAACUUCAACUCAAAGUCUUUUACAGUAAUUUUCAUAUUCAAUUUAUUUUUUUAAUUAUCUAUGUAACAAGUUAUUUAAAAAAAAAUUUUUUUAUUGAUAUUUUGAACAGAAUGAAACAAAUGUACGGUGACUUGUUUCAUGAUAUAUGUGUUUACUCAGAUGUGUGUAAUUUAUUAGCUGAACAUCAUUAUCAUAUACAAGCUAGACGUUACAUGCAUGAACUCUUCUUAGAUGCACCUUUUAAAGAAGUAAAUUAUAGUGUUUUAUAAAAACGCAAAAUAAUUUUUAAUUACUGUAUUUCUUUUUCAUUUUAGUUGCACGAAGAACCGGCAUCAAUAUUAGGUCGCCAAAGUCCUUUAGAAACUUUAAAUACAGAUUGUAUUUUUAAUGAUGAAGUAGACAAAGGACACGGGGAGAAUGAACUCGAAGUGAUCAUGGAAGCUGAAUUGGAACAUAAAAGGUUGUCUUCCGAAGUCACGGCAGAUUGGAAACCUCCUGCAAGCAGUACUAGGCAGCGUAAACAAACCGUGUACGAUUCUUCUAGUCAUCGAUUACAAGAAUAAUAAUAAAUAUAAAAAUCAAAUAGGUGGUAUUAAAAAUAAUAAUUAAUUGUUUUGUUUUUUAAAUUUAAUUUAUACAUCGUUUUGUUCCCAUAAUAAAUAUAUAUAUAUAUAUAUAUAUAUUUAUAAUUGAAUAUGUACAAAUUAUGAUUACAUUAAAUGAUAAAUAAAUAUUACAUACAAUUGUGUUUUAUUUACAAGCAUAAUGUUAUAAUUUAUAUAUAAAAGGCACUAAUGAUACAAUGUAUUACCUAUAUAGUGAUUUUUAACAUUUUUCUUUAGGUUAAAUUACCCAAAGUUUAAUCCAAAUGAAUGAGCUCAUACAUUUAAAAAAAAAAUUUCAUGAAAUUCAAUUAAAAUUAAAUUUAGAGGAUUACAUUGUUACAUAUAACAAAAAUUAUUCGACAUAUUGUUUGUAUAAUAGCAAAAACUUGUGUUUUAAGUAAAUUGAUUUAAGCAUUGAAGCCAAACAAACUGUUAGUUUGGACAGCAUUUCAACAGUUUUAUCAUCUCCAGAGAUAAUGAUCGUUAGUUUGUUCAGUGUUGAUAAGGCUUACUUUGGUUUGUGACCAAUUCACAAGAGGUUUGGCUCGCAAAUGUUUACUAGGGUUUAUUUUUUUAUGAAAUUUUCAUAACUUAUAAUAAUAUUUAUCUAUAAGGAAAUAUUUCAUCAACAGCCAAUGAACUGCGACCCGAAAGUGAGAUUUUUCUCAUAAAAUAUAUUUUCAGGUGUAUGUUUACUGUUCAUCAAUUUGAAUAAAAUAAAAAAUAUUAGUUAAUAUUUGGGAAAGAUAAAGAAACUGAUUUUACUGAUGAAUGUGUCACUGUUGUUAGUGAGAAGUUUUGAAAGUACAUAACAAUAAAUCAAUGCUUAUGAAAUGCGAUUCUGAGCAAAGUUUGGUUAAAUAUGUUUUGAAAUGCAAAGUGCUUUAGAAAUAAUACUCAAAAUAAUUUGAUUGUUACUAUCUCCAUUAAAAUUUGAACUAAGAAAGCUUAUAAUUGCUUGGAAAAACGAAAAAAAACUUUCAAUAUACCAAUGCGCUAUAAAAAAGCUCUCUUCGUUUUGGAUUGGUGCAAGAUUUCUAUUAAAAAAAAUUGGCAAAAAACACAUAGUAAGUACCAAUUAUUAUAACAUCAAAUAAAUAAAUAUGUAUACGUAUAUAUACUCUAAAUACAAAAACAUGUAAUAAACAUAUAAAAUUGAUAAAUAAUUAUAUUAUUAUUAUUUUUUUUUUCAUUAAAUAACGCAUAUAUUGUAUUAUAGUCAGCACUAUUAUGCGAUACGCAUUUUUAAAUAUUCGUAAAUAUAAACAAAUUAAAAAAAUGACUAGUAUUCUCCCUUGUGAUAUACCCGCAUGUGCUGCUGUGUGCGUCUUACAACUGCGCGGAAUAAUAAAUGAACUACAAACAUGACCUAUUAUCAAACUUAAAGGUAAGAACAUUAUUUGUGUCUUGUCAUUUUUUUUUUUUUUAGUAAUUUUAAUUUUUAAGCAACAAUAUGAGUGUGAAAUAUCCAUUGAACUCUAUGUGAUGUAUGUAUAGAGUGUGUUUUUUUUCACCAUGAACCAGUAAUUUUCUCUGAAGGAUUUUGAUUUCUGUUUUUUCUAACCAUUUGGAACCUUUUAAGCUUUAUUUCAAAACCAUUUAAAUUUCUAUCCCUACUCCAUAUUUAAGGUAAGUAUCUAAAAUAAAUAUAUACUUUUGUUUUUCAAAUAGAAACCUCCUUUUUGAACACAGAUUUGAAUACAGAAUUUUUUUUCUAGACAUCUUGAUGUGCAUGACACUAAUAUCAGAUUUACCGUUUAAAGUUUAGACUAGAGGAGUAGGGUAGAUUGCAAUCACAUAAUUUAUUACCCUUUUUUACUCCUCCAGUUUAAAAUUUAAACGGUUAGAUUAGGUUUAAAAUCCUUAAAGUUAAACUUUAAAAUCCUCUGAGAAAAUUGCUGGUUCAUGAUAAAAAAAAAAUAAAAAUCACCUUGUAUAUACAUAUAUAAUAUUAUCAUACAGAGUUCAAUAGAAAUAUCACGAUUUAAAAAUGCUUAAAUUUCGCUCGAAAAUCAAAAUCACGAGAUAAAAAAACACGACGCAGAUAGGGAAUGUUUUUGCCUGUAAGUAUAGGAUAACCGGCGUUUCAUUCUUAAAUGUAAAAACUAACGGCACAGAGUUGUCCCUGCUAAACGAAAACGGCGUCUCGCAGUCGUAUGACGGUGACAGUGCACGACGCGAGCAUUAAAGUUCUCAUAACGACACGGCCCAACGAAUGACCACGCGCGUACAGGUCACUCUCUGAACUUGGCCUUGAUGUAAGCGGGCAACGGGGCCACGUACAGCAACACGUUGAACACCAUGGCGGCGACGGGGAACACGAAGCUGGCCACCAGGUUGAUCUGUGGGUCGGCCACCGCGGCCGGGUACCGCUCGUUCACGUACGAAUCGCCGUCCGGAUACCGGCACAUGAACGUGUCGGCCGCCGGUAUGGUGCAGUUUUGCUCGGCGUUCUGCGGCAAUCCCACGUACUGCCGGCGGCCGUCGAACGCCUGGGCCGUCAGGUACGCUCCGGCGUACCGGCUUUGCAUCGCGUACGUGAUCCACGACAGCCAUUCCGACAUGCCCCGGUACGAUCUAUAAGCAACAUACGUACGCACAUACAAAUUGGUAAUAAUAAUACGACGUUCCACAUUGUGAGUGCACACAAUAAUAAUAUUACAUUAAUAUUAUACAGGGUGAUUUUUUUUAUUGUGACCAGCGGUUCAGUGGCGCAACCAGGAUUUUUUGAGUGGGGUUGGGGGUGUCACAUUGUCUUCAAUUGGUAAAAAAACGUUUUUCU